This is a messenger RNA of Aspergillus versicolor CBS 583.65, 1127 nucleotides long. RefSeq lists its product as uncharacterized. Bases 81 to 1127 code for a protein of 348 amino acids. The record is from RefSeq and is a predicted model, not a curated record. The transcript is spliced from 6 exons. NCBI's taxonomy places the organism in Eukaryota, Fungi, Ascomycota, Eurotiomycetes, Eurotiales, Aspergillaceae.
GCUUAUGCUAACAAAUUAACCAUUAAAUAAAGAGCAGAACUGGCGUAACAACCACAUCUUUUAUCUGCAACACACGCAAAAUGGCACACAACGUCCUUAUUACCGGAGUAUCAGGCUACCUUGGAGGAACGCUCCUCACUCGGCUGUCACCGCUGCAGUUAACCGGCGUCAACAAGACUUUUGCCCUAGUCUGGACGGAAACACAAGCGGAUGCUUGCAAAGGUUAUGGUAUUGAGCCACUGCAGUUCGACGCUUAUAACCAAGCAGCCAUACAUGAGGCAAUUGUCAGAAACAAGAUCACCAUCGUGUACUUCCUGAUUGACUGCAACAAAUUUGAGAACCAAGAAUUCUUUAUUCAGGCUCUCGCCGAGUGCAAGAAGAUUACUGGGCAGGAGACUCACUUCAUUUUUACCACAGGCACAAAGCAGUUUGGAAGCUACUGCGGUGCUCCAACUGACCGGCCUCUGCGUGAUACCGAGCCUGCUCUGUAUGAUAUCCAGAAGGCUCAGCGGAGUGAACAUCCAUGGGCUCAAACCUCUGUCAAGGUUAACUGCGAUGUUAUUGACAAGGGAGAAGAAUAUGGUGUGAGAACCUACAUUUUCUCGCCCUGCAUGGUUUACGGACCGGGCGAAGGAUUCGGCAAUCGGAUUUCUAUCCAAGUGGUUGAUAUCGUGCGGGCAGCCAAAGGGGCUGGCAGGGUCUACAGUGUCGAGGCCGAGCGGAAUGAAUGGCCCGUCUGUCACAUUGCAGAUACCACUGACCUUUACAUUAAAAUACUUUUGUCCAUAUUGGAGGGCAAGAACCCAGGAUAUGGGAAGAAUGGGUACUACCUCGCGUCAUCCGGGCGCGUUGCAUGGCAUGAUGUUUAUGAAGCGAUGGCAGUUGCCCUGGCUAAACGAUCCGUUAUUAAUGACGCGACAGUCGUUCAGGCUGACGAUGCAGCUUUGGAGAAAAUGGCAUCUGCUCUGGGAACAUACAAGUCCUUUGUAGGUGCUAGAAUAGCUGGACUGUCUACCUAUACCGCUGAGCAUGGUAAAGAGCUUGGUUGGUCGCCUCAAUACUCGCCGCAGCACAUUUUGCAGGCCGCAGAUGACGAGGUGGAUUACAUCUUGAAGAAUCUCAAGUAG